Messenger RNA from Lichtheimia ornata, 2028 nucleotides. RefSeq lists its product as uncharacterized. The transcript is spliced from 12 exons. Lineage: Eukaryota; Fungi; Mucoromycota; Mucoromycetes; Mucorales; Lichtheimiaceae. The record is from RefSeq and is a predicted model, not a curated record. The coding region runs from base 1 to 2028 and encodes 675 amino acids.
AUGGAGCUACGACGUAGUCACCGCAUUCGUGUCUCCGAUUACACAGAAAACCGCACUGGUCAAUCAACGGGCCAUGAAGAGAACGACAACGACAACGACGACGACUACAACGAGGAACGUGUUGUUGUCCAAAAGUACAAGAGCAGAAAGCGUCCCAGCGCAAAGCUACCAGAGGUGGAAUCGAUCGACACCCUCAUUUCUGCCAAACGUCAAAGGUCGCAAUUUGUUGACAAGAGUGAUCAGCUUCAACUGUUAUUUGCCCAACUCAACGACGCACCUGCAACAGACGAUGAGGAGGAUGGAAAAUCCUUAUCCAGUGAAGAAGAAUCGAUCAAGCCAGAGUUACGUGAACGACAAGAUCUAUUGGAUAGCGAUCAUUCGGAUAAUGACAGCGAAGUGGGCAUUGGCGAUAUUCUGGCAUCAACAGCACAAGUAUUGGAUGAAGAAAGGCAUGAAAGACUUAAAGAGGUCUUCACUGAUAGUCCAGCACAAUAUGACAAUAAGACCGAAUAUCGAUUCUUUCGGCGAAGGUGCAAAUUACCAGAUCCAUUGUGGGUGGAUGACAAUUAUCCAUUACUCCAAGACACAACUCGACAGCGUGAGAAUUCCAUCUUUGAAUUCUCUUCCAGUGCCUCGGGUCGCAAAUUCAUGCUAAGCAGUGGUUGUCUUCGAGCAUGGUAUCGUCGUGAAUGGCCUCCGCAUCAUCUAUACCAAUGGCUAUUUCAAGUUGUGGCAUUUGAAGAAGAUCAAUUGGUUGCCCAUCAUGCAUAUGAAACGCUCAAUGCGCUAUGGAAAAACUUGGGACCUGAGCCAGCAGCCUAUAUCCCCAGCGACGAAUUAGGGAGCAAACGCAACACCAAUCGACAUGUUGAGAUGGACGAGUUUAUUUAUGUGCUCAAAAACUAUGGAGCUGUCAAAUCGGAAAUGGCAAAGGAAGAUGGCGAGAUUCCCCGAUCCUCAAACAAUCCACUGCUCUUUUUGGAAGAUUGGUCUGAUCAACCAGGAGAACAACGGAUCCCUGUCAUUCAACUAUCGUACAUCUUGCGCCUGUUUGGUUACUCUGUGAGGACAUGGCCCGAGGCUUAUCAACAAGUGGGCAUUGGAUACAUUAUACGAUUACUGCUACAGAUAUCUCUGGAUCGUUCCAUUGGCAAUAUUGUGAGACGAGAUCUGCAAGAUGGUAUCGAAUCGUGUUUAUCGGUAUUGGAUAAAGCAACGUGGAAGAAUGAGCUCUUACAAUUGGCAGCCGAUUUAUGCUCACGAUUUACAUCCAUCACGCUUCAAUGUCAAUUAAUCCAUGCGCUCAAACCGACGUAUGCUCGCUCAGUGUAUCUUCGACGUAUGAUCGGUUUAACAGCCAUCAUGUAUGAAAAUCGACACGUAUUCCACCCACCACCACCGCCAUCAUCAUCAUCAUUACCUACCCAAGAAACGACAAUGACAAAUACCUCCAAUAGUAAUACACCCAACGGCACUUGCAGUGAUAAUAGCUCAGGAUCAUCAUCGUACGAAACGGCUCCAACAGGGCUCACGAGAACUGACAGCUACAUGUCCGUAUCAACCAUGCAUUCGGAUACAGUCGAUGCCAUGUCUAUUGCAGGAACACCUAUCGCUGACAGGGAAAUGGAAGAUGUCAAUGAGCAGCAGCAGCAGCAGCAGCAGCAAGAGGAAGAGGAAGAGUACCCAUUACCUCGUGUGGAACCUGAGAACAUCCUUGAGCAAUUAUUACGAGUGAUUGAAAACCCUGCGAGUGCGUUUCAGCAACGAGAUCAUGAUGAUUAUGAUGAGUUAUUAGCGCAAAUUCAAUUGGUGGAUGCUGCUAUCGGAGGCCGGGAACUGGAAAUGCUGCGGGAACAGCCAACGAUCAAGGAAAUCAUUCGUCACCUGCAAGUAAUGAAUCGUCGAAUAGGUGGGCGAUCUACAGGUGUGUUGCCUCGUAUAAGGGCAAGUGCCGCUGUUCAACGAGUGUGGAAUCGGUUGGCGUAUGCGACUGGUAGAGAAAGUGCCGGUGGCAUGGAUGAAGCAUGA